Molecule: messenger RNA, 3397 nt
Organism: Lathyrus oleraceus (garden pea)
Lineage: Eukaryota; Viridiplantae; Streptophyta; Magnoliopsida; Fabales; Fabaceae
Product: protein SPA1-RELATED 3
Exons: 8
Coding region: 457-3084 (875 amino acids)
Biological process (GO): protein phosphorylation; photomorphogenesis
Molecular function (GO): protein binding; protein kinase activity; ATP binding
Source: RefSeq, a predicted model, not a curated record
AUGUAGUUGUGGAACUAAACUUUUGUUGUGUGGUUCUGUAUUGAGGUUGGCCUAAGCUGAAACAGGAGAGAUCCUCUUAUGGUGACACUGGUACAAAUCUCUUAUCUCUCUCUCUCUCUCUUUGUCUUCUAUCUCUUCAUUUAUUAACUUUGGUGAUGGGUGGUGGUAAAUUCUGAUCAAUUUGGAUAAAGUUUAGUACUUUUUGGAGAAGGGUUGAUAAGUUUGAAGGGAGUUGUGAACUGUGAUCAAGUUUAGUGUUUGAAAGGUGAAAGAUGAGAUUUUUUUGAUCUUGUUAUUGAUUUUUUGUUGGGUUUUUUGUGACCAAUGAAAUGAGGUUUGAGUUAACAUGGUGGUGAUGGAGUUGCAUGAGUGUGAAAGAAGUUGGAAGAGUUUUGUAUUUGUUGGAUUUGUUGAGUUUUGUAUACAUGCAAGUGCAAUUACUCUAAGUGGAUAAAGAUGGAGGAUAAUUCUGAGAGUUCUAGGGCUUUGAAUAGUUCUGGAGUUUCAGAUAGGAAUCAAAGGCAAAACCGUUUUUCCGGCGAGGGAUCGGAGGAUUCUAGGUUUAGAAAGGAAAGAGAUUGGAUUCAUGGUGCACAGCAAGUUGAUCUAAACAAAACCUUAGGAGGGUUUUGUGAGGAUGAAGUUGAGAAUGACCCUUUCAUUUCUUCGGUAGAAUGGGAUGAUAUUAGCUUGAGGCAGUGGUUGGAUAAGCCCGAUCGAUCGGUUGAUUUCUUCGAGUGCUUGCAUGUGUUUAGACAAAUAGUAGAAAUCGUUAAUGCGGCACAUUGUCAAGGUGUUGUUGUUCAUAACGUGAGGCCUUCAUGCUUUGUCAUGUCGUCUUUCAACCAUAUCUCGUUUAUUGAAUCGGCUUCUUGUUCGGAUACUGGUUCGGAUUCUUUAGGAGAUGGAAUGAAUGGCGAACAAGGUGUUGAGGUUAAGACUCCGACGUCUCACUGUCCUCGUGAUAUUAUGCAUCCGCAGAGUUUAGGAGGUGAAGAGUUUUUGCCUGCCAAGAUUUCGACGGCUGCUCGGUCUGAUUCUAGUUGCAUGCUGUCAAGUGCUGUGUAUGCAGCUCGUGCGUCGUUAAUAGAAGAAACAGAAGAGAAUAAAAUGAAAGAUAGGAGGAAGGAUGAAGAAGUGGAAGUAAAGAAGCAAUCGUUUCCGAUGAAACAAAUACUGCAAAUGGAGAUGAGUUGGUACACUAGUCCUGAAGAGGUUGCCGGUACUCCGAGUUCAUGUGCUUCGGAUGUUUACAGAUUAGGGAUUCUUCUAUUCGAGCUAUUCUGUCCAUUGAGCUCAAGAGAAGAGAAAAGUAGAACAAUGUCUAGUCUUAGGCAUAGAGUUCUUCCUCCGCAGUUACUUCUAAAAUGGCCUAAGGAAGCUUCGUUUUGCUUAUGGUUACUACAUCCCGACCCUAGCAGUCGUCCAACACUAGGUGAGUUGUUGCAAAGCGAGUUCCUUAAUGAACAGCGCGAUGAUAUGGAAGAACGUGAAGCAGCAAUAGAGAUUAGACAAAAGAUAGAAGAUCAGGAGUUGUUACUCGAAUUCCUUGCGUUACUUAGACAAAGAAAACAGGAAGUUGCUGAAAAACUGCAACACACUAUCUCUUUUCUGUCUUCAGAUAUCGAAGAAGUGGCCAAGAAGCAAACUAGGUUUAAAGAGAUUUCCGGUGUUGAACUAGGGAGCGACGAUCGUUCAGCAUCAACAUUUCCAUCCAUGACAGUUAUCGAUAGCGAAGAUUCUGCAUGUUUAGGAACUAGAAAACGAGUCAGAUUAGGGGUGCAUGUUGAUGAAUGUGACGAUAACACGGGGAAUGAUCAGAGAAAUCCGGGAAGUUUUCUUUCAAAAAGUUCACGACUAAUGAAAAACUUCAAGAAACUCGAGUCAGCGUACUUUUUAACGCGAUGCAAACCAACAUAUUCCUUGGGGAGACAGGCGGUUAGACAUUCAUCUAUAGCAAAUGAUGGGAGAGGAUCUGUUGUCAUAAAUGAAAGAAGUAGCAUCAAUAACUUGGCCUUGAAAGAGAAAGGAAGGGACGGCGGUGCAAGUGGUUGGAUAAACCCUUUCCUCGAGGGUUUGUGCAAGUACUUAUCUUUCAGUAAGGUCAAGGUAAAAGCUGACCUAAAGCAAGGAGAUCUUUUGCAUUCGUCCAACCUAGUAUGCUCGCUCAGUUUCGAUCGCGACGGAGAAUUUUUCGCAACCGCCGGUGUGAAUAAAAAAAUCAAAAUAUUUGAAUGUGAUACAAUCAUAAACGAGGAUCGUGAUAUCCACUAUCCGGUAGUAGAGAUGGCUUGCAGGUCAAAGUUGAGCAGUUUAUGUUGGAAUACAUACAUCAAAAGUCAAAUUGCUUCUAGUAACUUUGAAGGUGUUGUACAGUUAUGGGACGUUACGAGAAGUCAAGUACUAUCUGAAAUGAGGGAGCACGAGCGGCGAGUGUGGUCGAUUGAUUUCUCAUCAGCAGAUCCAACAAUGUUGGCAAGUGGAAGCGACGACGGUUGCGUUAAGCUAUGGAGUAUCAAUCAGGGAGUUAGUAUCGGCACCAUCAAAACAAAGGCGAACGUAUGCUGUGUUCAGUUUCCUCUCGAUUCCGCUCGCUACCUUGCAUUUGGUUCCGCGGAUCACCGGAUAUAUUACUACGAUCUACGCAAUUUAAGAGCACCGCUUUGUACUUUAGUCGGACAUAAUAAGACAGUGAGCUACAUCAAGUUUGUAGACAAUGUCAACCUUGUCUCCGCGUCCACAGACAACACUUUGAAGCUUUGGGAUUUGUCUACGUGUACAUCUCGAGUUAUCGACUCGCCGAUUCAAUCGUUCACUGGUCACACGAAUGUUAAGAACUUCGUGGGAUUAUCGGUAUCGGAUGGUUAUAUUGCAACUGGUUCAGAGACAAAUGAGGUGUUUAUAUAUCACAAGGCCUUCCCUAUGCCAGCAUUGCAAUUCAAGUUUCAGAACACAGAUCCGAUAUCCGGCCACGAAGUGGACGAUGCGGCACAGUUUGUCUCCUCGGUUUGUUGGCGUGGUCAGUCGCCAACAUUAAUCGCGGCAAACUCGACAGGGAAUGUUAAGAUUCUGGAGAUGGUUUGAGUUAACCUCUACACAACAAUCUAAAUGAUUCAUAGUUUUGUGUAAGAGAACCAAGAACAUAUUCAAUUGUUAUAAUAUAGGGGUAUACAAGUUCCUUCAUUAUUACUUGCAAGUUGUAACAUAACAAAUUUUUGCAUUAUUAUUGUUAGAUUAUAGCUGAAACAGGUGAAAGAGAAGAGUGAGAUUGAUAAGGAAGAAAAAAAAAUUGUUGUAGAUAAAGUGGCAUAUGGAAAAAUGUAAAAGAGGUCAAAAUCUAUAUGGGAUUUUAUUAUGGUUUUGAUCCAUAUUCAAUUUUACAUAUUUAUUUUUCCUA